AUUAGAUGGAUCUACAGCCACAAAUAUCAACAAUCCAUUGAAACUAACGGUUAAGCGACGCACAGAGAUAGAGGGAAAUGGACACUGCCAUCCUAUAAAACAUAAGGAAUAGAGGGUUAAUGCCACCAAAGCGACGCACAGCGACAGAGGGAAAUGGACACUGCCAUCUUGUAAAGCACAAGGAGUAGAGGGUUAAUGCCACCAAGAGCGAGGCACAGGUAGAGGGAAAUGGAUAAGAAAAUCACAAGCAUAACACGUGAAAUAGUAAUGAACAACAGAGGUACAGCUGCUCUGGCCACAUAUCUACCACAAAGGAAGGAAAAUAUCCACAGCACCCUCACACAGCCAGGCAGGAAGUGCUAAUGGAGUGGGGAUACAGGAGGGAUGCAAACAGCCUAAUUAACCUACACACUGUUCCUAUACUACCACUACUACCUUUCCAACCUCAUGAGCUCAGCAACAUUGUGUAAUUAUAAAUUAAGAGCUGGAUGUACAGGCUUCAUAGAAGCCUCAUUCCAGAGUCAACUAUGUAACCAUGAAAUAAUCUUCCCAGUUGAACCAGAACUAAAUCUAGAAAGCAUCAAAGAUAAAAUAAGAACAUUAGGAAGUGAAUCACUUAAACUGGAGGAUAUCAGUGCGUGCUGUGUCUUAAAAAUGUGCAGUUCAGCUGUCAGUAAUAAAGUCCUACAUAUUGAGACGGAAUUUCCUACAAAGAAAUAAAUUCAUACGAUAUAAGAAACAAGCAGCUCAAAGAAAACGGAUCCAGGGGAUAUAGAAAACAUAGUCUAAAACCCAAUAACAAGAAAGAAGAAGAAGAAGAAGCUGACUGAUAGCAGUUACCAGGAUUAUACAACUUUACACUUUGUUUUGUGCACAGAAAAGGGAGGCAGAUUAUUCAAGAAAGGAAUAAUGAUUACAAACAAAGGAAAUUAAGACAGCACAUGCAUUGAGUCAGUGAGAAGGAAUCGGCACUUCACUGCAACCUUGAUCAGACCGUGGACAGGAUUUGAACAGCACUUGGUACUUCUUCAAGUAUCCCGCAUAGUGCAGGCUGUAGGAAUUGUUGAGUUUGGAAGUUCCUGAUUAUUGCUUUGGUGGGCAACCUCCUGUGUCAUCAUGGAUGAAGAACACUAUGAUGUAUUGCUGCAUGAUGACAAGACAUCUGAAAGAAUUGAAAUUAAGGUAGAAAGCAAUAUGGACUUUAAAGAAGAGAAUUACCCAGAAAGAGAUAAGGAAAGUAAUGAAUUUGGUUGUAUCUAUAUAAAAGUGGAAAAGGACACAAAUAAUGAAGGUGAAUGUUCAGCAUCUGAAGAAAGUAGACACAGUGACAAUGUAAUUGAAAAUAACAGUGCUUUGGAAGAGAAAACUGAAAAUAUUUGCAUUUAUGAAAAAAAUAGUAUCUUUAUUAAAAUUGAGAAUGGUGUAGAUAUCAAAGAAGAGGUUCCAUAUUCUGAAGAUAUUGAAGAUUUUAACAAAACAGCUGGAAGUAAUUUAGGUGAUUGUGAAUAUGAAAACAAGGAACUUAUUAAUGAAGACCCUUUAUUACCACUCCCAUGUGAGAAUGAGGAUUGUGCUGAAAUAGACACAGCAAAAAGUAAUCCGCAGACGAAAAAAAGAGUUUACGUGAAAGGAAAGCCUUAUAGCUGUGAUGUGUGUAGCAAGUCAUUUGCCAGAAAGGAUCAUCUAGUGAAUCAUAUGAGAUUACAUACCAAGGAAAAGCCUUAUUGUUGUGAAAUAUGCAGCAAAUCAUUCUCUGAGAGAGGCACUUUAGUGAAACACAUGCGAAUACACACUAAAGAGAAGCCUUUCAGUUGUGAUAUAUGCAAGAAACCAUUCUCAGAGAAAGGGCAUCUCUCAAGACACAUGAGUGUACAUAUAAAAGAAAAAACUUUUAAUUGUGAGAUAUGUAACAUGGACUUCUCACGGAAAGAUUAUUUAAUAAGCCACAUGAGAGUGCAUACAAGGGAGAAGCCUUUUAAGUGUGAAAUAUGUAGUAAGUCAUUUGCUAGGAAGGAUCAUCUUGUGACACAUACCAGGUUGCAUACAAGGGAAAAGCCAUAUAGUUGUAGAAUAUGCAACAAGACAUUCUCUGAUAAAGGACAUCAAAUGAAACACAUGCGUAUACAUACAGAAGAGAAACGCCAUAGUUGCAAUUUAUGUAGUAAAGCUUUCUUUGAGAAAGGUCAUCUAGUCAGACACAUGAGAGUACAUACAAAUGAAAGGCCUUUCAGUUGUGAGGUUUGUCAAAGGGCAUUCUCUGUGAAAAGUAUUCUAGUGAAACACAGAAGAAUACAUAUAAAAAAGUUCUUAAGUAGCAGUGCUGCAAAAGAUUCACCCAAGAAUGAUGCCUAAGUAACACAAAUAAAAGUGUAAAUAAAGAAGAGGUAUUGCAGGUUUAAUCAAUAUGUUAGUGUUCAGUGGAGCAGUGAGCUAAGAAACCUGAGUUGUUAUAUUGUGUUCAUGAGUUCAAGUCUCUCUGUUUCUAUGAAUGAUUAGGAAAACAACUAUUCCUUGCACUUGGGAGGUGGUGAUCUACCUGUAGGUUGAGGCUAUGUGUCAUCCAACGUCUGUUCAACUUGCAAUUACUAUUAUUAUGUUCUAUAGAAGGUAUGACAUGAUACAACAUAAAAAUGUCCACCUUGCUAGUAAUAAAUGAAGCACAAAAUUUCAGAACAUGUAUGUAUGUACAUAUGUAUAUGUAUGUGUAUGUAUGUAAAUCAUAUAUAUGAUGUGUAUGAUAUAUAAUUAUAUAUGAUGUGUAUGAUAUAUAAUUAUAU
This is a messenger RNA of Penaeus indicus, 2777 nucleotides long. Its product is annotated as zinc finger protein 28-like. The coding region runs from base 1117 to 2352 and encodes 411 amino acids. The record is from RefSeq and is a predicted model, not a curated record. Gene Ontology annotation, biological process: regulation of transcription by RNA polymerase II. Gene Ontology annotation, molecular function: DNA-binding transcription factor activity; RNA polymerase II cis-regulatory region sequence-specific DNA binding. Lineage: Eukaryota; Metazoa; Arthropoda; Malacostraca; Decapoda; Penaeidae. The transcript has 4 exons.